AGUCGGUCAUAUAGCCUUCAAUUAGAUAUUUUUCUUCUAGGAUUCUAUCCGCCGCCUCGCAAAUAAGUCGGUUGACAAUCUCUCUAUAUAUAGCCUGUAAUUAGAUAGUUUCUCCAGUCAUUCUAGCCUUCUUUUCCGCCGGAUGAGUAACGUGGAUUCCUUAAGCAGGUUGCUGGGGAGCAGGGUCGUUUUGCCCAAAGUAUUGUCGAUCAGGUAUGAACAGCGUGAUGGCUCGAAUGAUCCGCCCCUGGUAGUAAGGAGUCUUGAUUCGUCAUCUCAGGGCUGAGAUGGCGUAGAAAGGAGUCUUGAUACGUCUUCACAAGGAAUCUUGGCUCAGAUUGUGUAGAGGAGAGUCUUGAUUCGUCAUCUCAAGGAAUCUUGGCUCAGAUGGCUAGGGUGCCAGAUGAAUUUGAAUUCUUGGCGUUGUUGGAUGGAUUUCCCUGUCAUAAUCAGAAGCGUCGAGAGCAAUACCCAUAGGAAGUUGUUGUUGUAUGAAGAUGUAUAGAGGUAUAGGUGGGGCAUAAAAGCCCUAAUAUCAGGGGUGAUGUCCCGUUUUAAAUUACCCUGUUACUGCUCUGGCCUUUGCCAUGUCGGGUGCGCUUGCAUGGCAGGUCCCUAUAUUUAAUAUAAAUUGGAUUUUUCGGGGUUUUGAGGGGGAGAUAGCACGGAUUUUUUUUUUUGGCCCGGGAUCUCUCCCCUCUUGGUGUGUGUGUGUGUUUUAUGCCUUCUCUGAUUCUUGUUUGCACGUUAUGCUCUGCAUCGUCAGAUCAGCAGUCUCUCAACGAGCUAUCCUUAAUUUGCCGCCCACCCAAAUGUAAGUCAAGGCAGAAGAAGAUUAUGAAGGUGAACGUUCAAGAUUGAACAUCGAUUUCAUCAGUGCUAACAACUCCAAAUCUAGUGCACUAUCUGUGGACAAAAUCUACUCGGAUUCAGAUAUGCAUAAUAGGCUCGUAAUUAUGGUUGCUUGGAUUCCUAAUAAUAGACCUCAGCCAAUAUAGCAUGUUGAAUGAGAAAAUCAAAAGCUAAUCUUUGGAUGUAUCAGAGAAUAUACUAACUUGAGGACUUUGAUUGAAGAUGAGGUGAGAGGAUGUAUACCGGAGAGAUCAAAAUGAACUCUCGAGAUGGUCUGUGAAUACCUAUUAGUAUUUGCUAACGUGGUAAAUGGCGAUAAUCAAUCUAACCAAGAGAUGUUACGGCAAUUCACUUGAAUAUGUUCCAAGUUCAUGAAAACAGAGGAAGUGGAUGUUAUUACAGAAAUUAUUUCAGUAGCUGAGGUGGGUACAGCUCCAAGUAGUGAGGAGACACUUCUUAUUAGGCAUGCAUGUAAUGUAGUUGCCGAAAUUCAACAGACGAUUAUAAACCAACACCUAAGGAAUCUUUGUGGAUUGUGGAAUUGCUUGCUGAGAUGUUGACUUGUUAAGGAGACGCAGGCCUAGUAUGGUGCAGUAUUUUGUACUUUCCUCCUCCUCUAUGGAGACGGACUCUGGCAAGUCAGAACAGAUCAUUGAUCUAAUCCAUCGGAGAUUCAAGGGUAUAGCAGUAGUACCACCAAAUGUAAGUGUUUAUCCAACAAUGACUACUAGGUUGUGUAAAGACUGCAGAGAGGAGAAAGAUCAUUUGCCGUUGAGGGUGUAUAAGUGAUAUUUGGCAUUUGCCAAUUGUGAAUAUAAGAUCCGUGAAGCUUAUUGUAUUUUCUGUAGAGUGACAGGCGGAAUAAGUUUAUUUGUUCCUCUAGUUUGCGUAUAUUAGAACUUGAUUUGUAGUGUUGGGCGGAUGAUAUACUACUAGUAAGGAUAUGUCUCAACUGAUAGUGUUAUUGUAUUGGUUAUAUUUUAUCGACACCGGCACAGUAUUUUUAUGCCGAUACGUGGAUGUAUUGUUUCUUUAGAGAGGACGGUUGUUGGAGUCCACUUGUGUUACUGGAUUUGAACUCAAUAUUUAUGGUCCAUACAGUAUUUAAACUGAAGGAUAUUUAUGGUCAAUUGUGUUGACUAACGCAUGCAUAUUAUUUUCACUAUAAUCUCAAGUAGUUGAAGGAGAAAAGGCGAAAACUUUACCACUCAAAUUAUGUGUUCUUGAAACCCCAAGAAUUGGUAAAUUCGUUGCCUAAUUUUGUAGUUUUUAAAUGCUACGUACGGCGUGGGGAGCUACUUGAACCAACCCUAUAAGGCAAGUAAUAGGAGAAAUAACUGAAUUUUGUUGAAUUCUCCAAGUUGUUGGUCAGUGGUUUGUUUAUACCGUCAGUGCGUUUGUUAGGUUCCAUCCAAUUUGUUUAUACCGUCAGUGCGUUUGUUAGGUUCCAUCCAAACUUGAACAUAUUUGCUUUGAAUAGUAAACGUAGUUGGGUAUUAUCACAUUAUAUGGUCCAAAAAAGAAGACUACAAGCGUGUGAAAAAUUCCAUUUUCCGUCUGUUCCCUCUUUGUAACUGUUCAAGUGAAUGAUCACCUACUUUGCGUGAUAUCUCUACAACUUCAAGUGGUGUUGUAUACUUUUCCCACAAGAAUUAAUUUCUAUUGUGUUCAUGUAGAGUGAUCGAGGGGAUCACAGGAAUCAUGUUCCGGAGAAAGUCGUCUCGCACAAUUCAGGCAGAUGAUUCUGCAGCCCGUGGUGCAAAGGUUAGCGAGUUAAGAGAGGCUGUUGGACCUCUCUCUGGGCGAAACUUAAAGUUCUGUACCGAUGUGUGUCUGAGGCAAUACUUAGAAGCUCGAAAUUGGAACCUUGACAAGGCAAAAAAAAUGCUCGAAGAGACUCUCAAGUGGAGAUCCACCUAUAAGCCUGAAGAAAUUCGUUGGCAUGAAGUGGCACAUGAAAGUGAAACUGGCAAAGUUUCUAAGGGUAAUUUUCAAGACCGACUUGGCAGAACCGUCCUUAUAAUGAGGCCUGGGAAACAGAAUACAUCAUCUCCGGAAGGUAAUAUUCGUCAUCUAGUCUAUCUGAUGGAGAGUGCUAUCCUUAACCUGCCAGAAGGCCAAGAACAAAUGUCUUGGUUGAUAGACUUCAAUGGAUGGUCAUUGAACACCAACAUUCCCAUUAAAACUGCAAGAGAUAUUAUCUACAUUUUGCAGAAUCAUUAUCCAGAGAGGCUUGCUAUAGUUGUUCUUUAUAGUCCACCUAGAUUUUUCGAGGCAUUUUGGAAGGUAGUGAAAUAUUUUAUUGAUUCGAAAACAUUUGAGAAGAUCAAGUUUGUGUAUCCCAAUAACAAAGAUAGCGUGGAGUUGAUGAAGACUUUUUUCGAUACUGAGAAUCUUCCAAGUGAGUUUGGGGGAAAAGCCACAUUGAAUUACGAUCAUGAAGAAUUUUCCAAAUUGAUGGUUCAAGAAGAUGUCAAGACUGCUAAAUUUUGGGGCCUUGACGAUCGAGGUGACAUCUUCCAAAAGCAAAGGUGAUGCCUGGCCAAUGACUGUUGCAUCAUGUGCAAGCUAAGCAAGUCCACAAUAACUAAACGGUGUAUUGUCAAAUCUUAUUUUAUAAAAUAAAAAUUCUUGAACAGUAAACAUAUGCCAAUAAUUAAAUGCGUGUAAUUUUGAGUCA
Molecule: messenger RNA, 3532 nt
Organism: Solanum lycopersicum (tomato)
Lineage: Eukaryota; Viridiplantae; Streptophyta; Magnoliopsida; Solanales; Solanaceae
Source: RefSeq, a predicted model, not a curated record